Messenger RNA from Toxotes jaculatrix (banded archerfish), 1740 nucleotides. It is a transcript of the gene gsg1l, whose product is annotated as gsg1-like. The coding region runs from base 245 to 1267 and encodes 340 amino acids. NCBI's taxonomy places the organism in Eukaryota, Metazoa, Chordata, Actinopteri, Toxotidae. The record is from RefSeq and is a predicted model, not a curated record. Gene Ontology annotation, cellular component: plasma membrane. The transcript has 5 exons.
CUGCUCUCUGACACGUCGCCGUCUUCUCGCGGUGAGGGCUGGAAGGUGUCAGGUGUGACGCUGAGGUAGAUGGAAGAGGACAUUUAUAAUUCCGGACCACCUGUCUCUUCUCUCCGCUCUGAGGACAAACUGGCACAGGGAGGAGAAAAGCGGCGGAGAGCCGCGCGUAAUUCCUCCGUGCGUCUUUGCCGCACCAUGCCGCACCUCCUCCUCCUCUGACCUCCUCCGUCUCUCUCCUUCUUGGAUGAACUUUCUCGCCGCCUGCGGGGACUCGGCCGCUCGCACUGAGAUCAUGAAGACGACGCGGAAAUGUCGCGCGCUGCUGUCCGUGGGUCUGAACCUCGUGGCCCUGUUCUUCUCCACCACCGCCUUCAUCACCACGUACUGGUGCGAGGGCACCCAGCGCGUCCCCAAGCCCAACUGCAGCAAGCAGCGGCGCCACAACUGCAUCGACUACGGCGUGAACGAGACGGACCAGAACAAGGUGCACUACAGCUGGGAGACCGGGGACGACCGCUUCCUCUUCCGCCGCUUCCACACCGGCAUCUGGUACUCCUGCGAGGAGAACAUCCACGAGGCAGGUGAGAAGUGUCGGAGUUUCAUUGAUCUGGCCCCGGCGUCGGAGAGAGGUGUGUUGUGGUUGUCGGUGGUGUCCGAGGUGCUCUACAUCCUGCUGCUGGUGGUCGGCUUCAGUCUGAUGUGUUUGGAGCUUUUCCACUCCAGCAACGUCAUCGAUGGACUCAAACUCAAUGCCUUUGCCGCCGUCUUCACCGUGCUGUCCGGUCUUCUGGGCAUGGUGGCCCACAUGAUGUACACUCAGGUGUUCCAGAUCACAGUCAGUCUGGGUCCUGAAGACUGGAGACCUCACAGCUGGGAUUAUGGCUGGUCCUUCUGCAUGGCCUGGGGUUCCUUCACCUGCUGCAUGGCCGCCUCUGUCACCACCCUCAACUCCUACACCAAGACGGUGAUCGAGUUCAGACACAAAAGGAAGCUGUUCGAGCAGGGCCUGCGCGAGGAGCAGAACUACCUGGACCAGGAGGCUUUCCACUACUUCCGGGACCGCUCCCUCCAGUCCAUCUCCAGCACCGUGGAGGUCUACCCCGGCCACAGCGGAGCCAGAGCUGGGCUUGUUGUUGGGGGUCCGGGUCCAGGUCCGGGACCAGGCCCGGGUCCCGGUCCCGGUCCAGGACGGGGGAAGAUGAGAGCUGCAUCGGCCUCCAUGGACCUGGGGGAGAACACAGACUCUCUUGGGGAGGAGCAGUGCUGAGUCACCCACAGGAAUGGGAGGGUCUUGUGGGAUGAGGUGUGAUGAGAUGAUGAGGGGGGACUGCUCCUGUAGGUCUGGACCCGGCCAAUGAUUUUCCCGCCAAAAUCGAAAGCACAGCAGCCCUUCUUUUCUGUUUGAAGAAGACGAUCCACAGACCUGAAGAGGAGAGACGGAUGUCUCCUGUAAAUGAGAUGAAAAUGAAUAUAAAGUGUGAAAAACAGACCGAGAUCAUUCACUCUGAGAUCUGUGACUUCGCGGAGGGAAAUCAGGUUCUCAGCAUAUUUCAUGGUGCUAUGUGUAGUAUUUUAAAGUCCACUGAUAAUUAUUAUAAUUAAUAGUUAUGCAGAGAAGGAGAGCGGUCUGCCUCGGGACAGGAAGUUCCUGCGUUCAUGCGUUUUUUGUGGCGUUAAGUCUGGGAAACAGAAAAUACUACACACAGCACUUUUAAACAUGUUCGGGCCAUGUCCUGUUUA